Messenger RNA from Pseudoliparis swirei, 4378 nucleotides. It is a transcript of the gene adcy7, whose product is annotated as adenylate cyclase 7. The transcript is spliced from 27 exons. The record is from RefSeq and is a predicted model, not a curated record. Gene Ontology annotation, cellular component: plasma membrane. Gene Ontology annotation, biological process: adenylate cyclase-activating G protein-coupled receptor signaling pathway; cAMP biosynthetic process; adenylate cyclase-inhibiting G protein-coupled receptor signaling pathway. Gene Ontology annotation, molecular function: adenylate cyclase activity. Bases 597 to 3938 code for a protein of 1113 amino acids. NCBI's taxonomy places the organism in Eukaryota, Metazoa, Chordata, Actinopteri, Perciformes, Liparidae.
AAGUGGUAGAGGAGGAGGAGCAUCAUCUCCACCGGAGCAGCGCGCGGACCACAAGCCGCUCGCGCCGCUACCUGCGGGUCAUUUCUCCGGCUCUCAGCGGGACAUCCGGGACAUCAGGACUCAGCGGGCUCCGCAGGUGAGACGCGACCAGAGCUGCCAACCUCAGCGCUCCAUGACAUCCAGAGACCUGGUGGAUCUCAGAUGACCUUUGCCCCCUCCCCAGCUCCCGUUCUCCACCGGCUCGUCCUCCCUCUCCUCCUCCCCCCUUCUUAACCUCCCCCUCCGGCCUCAGGCCUAUUACUCCAACCCUCUGCAGGGAGCAGCAACACAGGAGCUGGCAGAGGAUGAAGCGGCUCCGCCUGCCAACUCCAGCCAGAGGGUAGAAGACACAGAGGGACCAGGAGAGAGAUAAAGAGAGAGAGAGAGACGCCGUAAAGAGAGAGACAACAACAACAACCUUCGCGAUGCCUCGGCGAAGUAAAAACCCAAAUUGUACUUGAGCUCUCAACGGGCCCCGAAGGACCUGAAGCUGUGGACUCCUUCUUCACCUCCGGCUCUCUCUCUCCGUUCUCACACCUGCUAUGAGCGCCUGAGCCAUGCCGGCCAAGGGGAAGUACCUGCUGAACGACCAGGAGCUGAAGAAUGAGGCGCUGUACCGGAGGUUCUCCUGCAUCAGCCAGUACCAGCCGCUGGUGCUGCUGCUGGGCCUCUCCAUGCUGUCCUGUGGCAUCCUCCUCAUCCUCUUCUUCGCCCUCCGCCUGAGUGCUCAGGAGCACGGGGCCUUCGUGGCCGUGGUGGCCGGCAGCCUGUGUGUGUUCCUGGCCGUGUUCGUGCUGGUGUGCACGGAGAUGCUCUCCCAGCGCUGGCGGCGCCUGCUGGGCCUCGUGGUCUGGGCCACGCACCUCACCAUGGGCUACACCUUCAUCUUCAGCGGGCCCAUCAUCCUGCCCUGGGACCAGGUGCCUUUCUUCCUCUUCAUCAUCUUCACGGUGUACACCAUGCUGCCGUUCCAGCUGUGGUACGCCGUGGUGCUGAGCUUCAUCUCCUCCCUGUCCCACAUCCUGGUCCUCACACUGCGCCUCACCGUUUACGAAGAGCACCGCCAUCCUCACCUAGCCAACCAGCUGCUGUCCAACGCCGUGGUGUUCCUGUGUGGCAGCGUGGUGGGGGCCUUCCACAAGGUCCUCAUGGAGAAGACCCUCAGGCAGACCUUCCAGGACACCCUGAGGUGCCUUAGCAUGCGCAUGAAGCUGGAGAUAGAAAAAAGACAACAGGAGAACCUGCUGCAGUCGGUGCUGCCCGUCUACAUCUCCAUGAAGAUGAAGCUGGCCAUCAUGGAGCGCCUCCAGGACUGCAAAGACAAGGAGGAGCAGCAGCGCCUGGUGAAGGACAACAACUUCCACAGCCUGUACGUCAAGAGGCACGAGAACGUCAGUAUUCUCUACGCCGACAUCGUGGGCUUCACCCGGCUGGCCAGCGACUGCUCCCCCAAAGAGCUCGUCAUCAUGCUCAACGAGCUGUUUGGGAAGUUCGACCAGAUCGCCAAGGAAAACGAAUGCAUGAGAAUCAAGAUCCUUGGAGAUUGUUACUACUGCGUGUCGGGGCUCCCCGUGUCGCUGCCGAAACACGCCAAGAACUGUGUGAAGAUGGGCCUGGACAUGUGUGAGGCCAUCAAGCAGGUGCGGGACGCCACGGGCGUGGACAUCAACAUGCGAGUGGGCGUGCACUCGGGCAACGUGCUCUGCGGCGUCAUCGGCCUUCGCAAGUGGCAGUUUGACGUGUGGUCACAUGAUGUCACGCUGGCCAAUCACAUGGAGUCCGGAGGCCUCCCGGGCCGUGUGCACAUCACGGAGGCCACGCUGAAGCACCUGAACAGGGCGUACGAGGUGGAGGACGGGGCCGGCGCCCUGAGGGACCCCUACCUGAAGGAGCUCAACGUGCAGACCCACCUGGUCAUCGACCCCAGGUCUAAGGACCCGUCGUCCAGCAGCCGCAGCGCCCCGAAGCCUCGGGUCAACGACGGGCUGAAGAUGAGGGCCUCGGUGCGCAUGACCCGGUACCUGGAGUCCUGGGGGGCCGUGAAGCCCUUCGCCCACCUGCAGAGCCGAGAGGGCUUCAGCCCGGACGCCAUCGUCAACGGCAAGGCCCGCUGCAAGGACAUCCCUCUGCGCCCGGCGCCCGGCUCCAAGAUCACAGAGAGCCUGGACGAGUCCCUGGAGGAUCCGUUCUCCUUGGCCACGCCUCCCUUCAGCAGCUAUAAGAACAAGUCCCAGAAGAGUAAGUUUGAUGAAGAGCUUCACAACGAGAUGACGACCACCAUCGACGAGCUGAGCAGCAAGCAGUGGUCUAAGACGGAGGAGAGCGGUGGCUUAGCGCUGUGGUUUCCAAAGAAAGAUCUGGAGAAGCAGUACCGGGCCCUGGACCUGCCCAUGUUCAAGCACUACGUCGGCUGCGCCGCCUUCAUCUUCCUCUGCAUCUUCUCGGUCCAGAUGCUGGUCACCAAGGAUCGACAGGUGUUGGUGCUGUGCUUCGGGGUUCUGCUCUGGGUGCUGCUGCUGGCGCUGGCCGUCUGCUUCGCAGGUCAACUGCAGCGUCUGUUCCCAGAGAAGCUGUCUCGGUGUCAGUGGCUGCCGGCGGCGUCCGAGGCGGCGAUGAAGCGUCCGUGUGUCCGUCUCCCUCUGGCCUCGGCGACCACGGCGGCCAUCGUCGUCCUGGCCGUGUUCAACCUGUCCAGAGUUCCAGGAUGCUCCUCGGCGGGCGGCGCCCUGCGGCCCUCUAACGGCUCCACGGCGCCCCUCGAGCCGGGAGACGAGGACGUGUUCUUCUACCUGCCCUACUCUGUGUUCUGCUGCAUCCUCUCUCUCGUGGCGUGCGGCGUGUUCCUCCGCGUGAGCUUCGAGCUCAAGGUGCUCUUCCUCACCGCGGCGUCCACGGCGUACUACGUCAUCAUCCUCAGCUCCAACCGGGAGCUGUUCCUGCUCUACGGGGACUUCCUGCUGGCCCAGCAGCUCCACGGCUGGAACUGCAGCAGCGGAGACGCCCACUCCGUCCUGCGCUGGCUGGGGCUGGUGAAGCACCCCCAGGUGAUGAGCUGCAUCUACAUCUCCCUGUUCCUGGUCACCAUGCUCAUCAUCUCACAGCAGAACGAGUCGUGCUUCCGGCAGGACUUCCUCCUGAAGUACAAGAACCGCACGGAGCAGGACGAGAUCGAGACCCGAGAGAACCUGAACCGCCUGCUGCUGGAGAACGUGCUGCCGGCCCACGUGGCGGCGCUGUUCGUGGGCGAGAACAAGAAGAACGAGGACCUCUACUACAAGUCCUAUGACUGCGUGUGCGUGAUGUUCGCCUCGGUGCCGGACUUCAAGGAGUUCUACACGGAGUGCGACAUCAACAAAGAAGGUCUGGAGUGCCUGAGGCUGCUCAACGAGAUCAUCGCCGACUUUGACGAGCUGCUCUCCAAACCAAAGUUCAGCGGCGUGGAGAAGAUCAAGACGAUCGGCAGCACCUACAUGGCGGCAGCCGGGCUCAGCGGGACGCCGGGCCAGGAGAACAACCAGGACCGGGAGCGGCAGCAGGCCCACAUCGGGAACAUGGUGGAGUUCUCCAUGGCGCUGAUCGGGAAGCUGGACGGCAUCAACCGGCAUUCCUUCAACAGCUUCCGGCUGCGCGUGGGCAUUAACCACGGCCCGGUGAUCGCCGGCGUGAUCGGGGCGAGGAAGCCUCAGUACGACAUCUGGGGAAACACGGUGAACGUGGCCAGCAGGAUGGAGAGCACCGGGGAGCUCGGCAAGAUCCAGGUGACGGCGGAGACGUCCGACGUGCUGCGUAAGCUGGGCUACUCGGUGGAGUGUCGGGGCUUCAUCAGCGUGAAGGGCAAAGGGGAGCUGGAGACCUUCUUCCUGUGCACCGACACCAGCAAGCAGCAGGGCCUGGGCUGAGGUCACGGACUCCUAGAGGUCAUGGACUGAAGUACCCAGAACUCUCUGUUGGACGUCUCAGGAGGUCGGAGACGUCCGGCGUCCCUUUUGAACUUCCUGUUCCCUCGUUGCCGUUGGCGAUGGAGGAGCAUCGUGCUGACGCUCUGAAGGCUGCUGGCCCUUUAAGAACCUCGGCGGCUCCGUUGCUGUGUAAUGAGCGUGAGGCUGGACAGAAGCUGGACAUGUACAUCUGUAAACACUGAGCCCGGCUCUCUGGACAGACGUUAAAACGUAUGUGUGUGUGGAUGUCGUCGUCAACAGAUGUCCCUGAACGCCUCUUAUGAAACAUGGCUCUGUGACAGUGGUUGUAUAAUAAUGAUAAUAACGACGUGUCGGCCUUCAUGUGAACAAAGUGAGUUUCUGCAGCUCCAGAAUGUAAUAAAUGUUUUCAGAAGUUUGAA